AUGUUUAUUCCACACAAAGCUUGGCAUCAUCGACAUGUAUGUGUAGAAUCCGCGCGGAGCUUUUACAAAGCUGCUACUUCACGCAUACCCAUAACAGAACCUGUUUACUACUCGAAUCAGAAGCUGAAUGAGCUCUGGAAAUCAGGUCGAAUCAAUGAAGCACAACACCUGUUCGAUGAAAUGCCUGAGAAAGAUGAGUUUACUUGGAAUACCAUGAUUGCUGGUUACGGAAAUUCAGGGAAAGUAAAUGAGGCACAAAAGUUAUUCCAUGAUACUCCAAAUAAGAGUUCCGUUACAUGGUCUUCACUAAUUUCCGGUUAUUGUAAUUUGGGAUACGAAUAUGAAUCAUUGAGUCUGUUUUCCCAAAUGCAGUGUUUAGGGUAUAAACCGAGUCAGUUUACAUUAGGGAGUGUUCUUCGAAUGUGUUCGAUAUACCGAUUGUUAUCAAGAGGAGAGCAGGUUCACGGACAGAUGUCUAAAGCUAAAUAUUUGUUCAAAUCGAUGACUUAUGGAAAGAAUCAUGUCACAUGGACUGCAAUGAUCACUGGAUUUUCGCGAAACCAAGAUCAAAUAGGAGCUAUUGAGUGUUUUCGUGAUAUGAGAGCUGAAGGAGUUGAACCAAACCAAUAUACUUUUCCUAGUGUUUUAACCGCUUGUGGUGAUAGCUUGGCUUUUAAAUUCGGUUUACAGGUCCAUGGUUGCAUUGUGAAGGGUGGUUUUAGUGGUAAUGUGUUUGUAGAAAGUGCGUUAGUAAACAUGUAUGCAAAAUGUGGGAGUUUUGAUAAUGCUAGAAUCGCAUUAGAUUCAAUGGAGGUUGAUGAUGUUGUUUCUUUGAACGCCAUGAUUUCGGGCUGUGUAAGGCAAGGUUUUAAACAAGAUGCGCUUUUUUUAUUCAAGAAAAUGCACACCAAGAACAUGAAAAUCGAUGAUUUCACUUACCCAUCUGUGCUAAACUGUUUUGCCUCCUUACUCGACCCCAAUACUUCAAAUUCUUCAAAAUCCAUACAUUGUUUGGCUAUGAAAACGGGAUUUGAAGGAUACAUUCUCAUAGGCAAUGCUCUUGUUGACAUGUAUGCCAAACAAGGUGAGUUACAAUGUGCACACAACGUGUUUGAUAAAAUGCCUGAAAGGGAUGUGGUCUCAUGGACUUCAUUGAUGACUGGCUAUGCUUGCAAUAAUACCCAUGAAGAAUCUCUAAAAUUAUUCUGUGAAAUGAGAAUUUCCGGGAUCAAACCGGAUCAAGUUGUAAUAGCCAACAUCUUGAGUUCAUGUGCAGAAUUAACUGUUCUUGAUUUCGGACGACAAGUUCAAGCCGAUUUCAUCAAAUCAGGUUUUCAUUCAUCUUUAUCAGUCGAUAACUCUCUUGUUUCAUUCUACACAGACUGUGGUUCCAUAGAAGAAGCCAACAAAGUCUUCAAUUCAAUGAAUACAAAAAAUGUGAUAACAUGGACUGCGAUAAUCAAGGGGUAUGCUAAAAACGGUAAAUCAACCGAAUCUUUAAAGUUCUACAAUGAAAUGAUAAAGAAUGGAAUAAAACCAGAUUUCAUAACUUUCAUUGAGAUACUAUUCGCAUGUAGUCACGCCGGAUUCGUGGAUCAAGCCCGGGAAUACUUUGACUCGAUGAUGAAAAUUUACCAAAUUACCCCUGGCCCGGAUCACUAUGCGUGUAUGAUCGAUCUACUAAGUCGAUCCGGGAAGAUAGAUGAGGCUGAAAAGCUUUUAAAUGAAAUGGUAAUCGAACCCGAUGCAACGGUUUUAAAAGCAUUGCUUUCGGGGUGUAGGGUCCACGGAAAAGUCGAGCUUGCGGAAAAGACGGCGAAUACCCUUUUUGAAUUGGCACCUCAUGAUGCUGUCCCGUACAUUGUGCUUUCUAAUUUGUACUCUUCAAUGGGUAAAUGGGAAGAAUCCGCAAGGAUUCGGAGGUUAAUGAAAGCUAGAGGGGUAAAUAAGGAACCGGGGAAAAGUUGGAUGGAAAUUAAUAGUAAAGUUUAUACAUUUAUGUCGGAAGAUAGAAGGCAUGAAAAGUGGGAUGCUAUUUAUGGAAAGAUUGAUGAGGUUAUGAUGGCGAUUAAAGAAGCGGGUUAUGUUGCGGAUAUGAAUUUUGCAUUGCAUAAUAUUGAUGAAGAAGGUAAAGAGUUGGGUCUUGCUUAUCAUAGUGAGAAGUUGGCUGUGGCUUUUGGGCUUUUGGAGUUGCCACAUGAAAGGGAGAUAAGGAUUUUUAAGAAUUUGCGGGUAUGUGGUGAUUGUCAUACUGCCAUGAAGUUCAUAUCGAGUGUUUAUGGGCGGGUUAUAAUUUUGAGGGAUUCGAAUCGGUUUCAUCAUUUUAAAGAUGGAGUUUGUUCCUGUGGAGAUUAUUGGUAA
This is a messenger RNA of Lactuca saligna, 2361 nucleotides long. Lineage: Eukaryota; Viridiplantae; Streptophyta; Magnoliopsida; Asterales; Asteraceae. The record is from the annotation of a GenBank genome assembly.